This is a messenger RNA of Bacidia gigantensis, 738 nucleotides long. RefSeq lists its product as uncharacterized. The coding region runs from base 1 to 738 and encodes 245 amino acids. Gene Ontology annotation, biological process: proteasome-mediated ubiquitin-dependent protein catabolic process; protein polyubiquitination; protein monoubiquitination. Gene Ontology annotation, molecular function: ubiquitin conjugating enzyme binding; cyclin binding; ubiquitin protein ligase activity. The transcript has a single exon. The record is from RefSeq and is a predicted model, not a curated record. NCBI's taxonomy places the organism in Eukaryota, Fungi, Ascomycota, Lecanoromycetes, Lecanorales, Ramalinaceae. Gene Ontology annotation, cellular component: cytosol; nucleus; ubiquitin ligase complex.
AUGAGAGAUAUUCAAAUAUACGCUGAGUAUUUACUCAAUCUUGGUCAAAUAACAGUCUUUGCUUCUUUACCUUCAAAAAGCACUAGCUCUACAGAGGUAACGGACAAGGACGGUAAGACCUUGACUAUCAGCCACGCGGGUGACCUUGCGACGAUUGCCUUGCCCGCUGAGGUCUCCGAACUGCAGAGUUCAAUCAAAUCUCAAAUAGGAUCCAUCGAGCUAUCCUUUCGGUUUCAUGUGAAACAAGAAGUCGCGGAAAUUGCCGUCAAUCACGCGGUGAGCGAUAAGUUCUGGACGGCUUCAAGCUUGACUCCAAAUUCACAAGUCGCUUGUUCACAGUGUGGUAACGAGAUUGUACGGAAUGUGUCCCAAUGGAAAGACCUUCCUAGCGGAAAUUGGGCGGAUAUGAUGGACCUUUGGCACUGUCACAAGCCUUCAGUUCCGGGUGACAAUGGAUCAUCGGCAGGCAAGGACAAGGGCUAUGCAGCAAGUAACACUAUGAAUCCUGCAGAAGGGUGUGGUCUUGUCAGUACUGCUUUUCUCAUGUUUCGGCCUGCAGACUGCGUUGGCACAGAGGUGAGCGAAGACUUCUCUUUUUUGACUUUUCCUAGUCUCUGCCUCGCUUUUGAUUUUAUGGGCAAACAAGAAGGUGGCCUAUCUCGACCAUAUUGGCCUGACAGUGGUAAAGUCAUCGAUACAGUUGCCCUAAAGAAACAACAAGAUUGUCGCAGUACCUAG